AGAAUCCUCCGACCAACUCAAAAUUAUUGGACUCGUUUUGACACCUAAUUCAGCGUAUUUAGAAUACAAAGAUUAAACACAAAACUCUGAGCUUCACAUUCUUCUUUGAUCCAAUAAAUCAUUCCCACAAUCUUUCCCCGUCUACAUUAUACACACAUAUAUCAUCUAUCUAUAUACAUGUGCUUGUGGAUUCUGCAGAUUUGAGCUGCUGAUUGGGGUUGACAUUUUGCUUUAUCCCACCAAAUUCUUCAGCCUGCAAUGAUUUGAAAGCUUAAUUCAAGAGCUUUGAGAUCCACCCUUUUGUUUUGUGGUGACCGACAUAGCCACCAUGUCAGGAAGUACACUAGCUGAAUCAGGGCAGCUUGAUAAUGAUUUGGGAGUUCGACAACUUAGUGCAAAUGGGAGUAGAAUGAAAACAUCUGUAGUUGAAGAAAAGCUCGAUGAAGGGAACAUUCAAGAAGCAGAAUCUGCCUUGCGUGAGGGUUUGUCACUCAAUUUUGAGGAAGCACGAGCUCUUCUUGGGAGGUUAGAAUAUCAAAGAGGAAAUGUUGAAGGUGCUCUCCGUGUUUUUGAUGGUAUUGAUCUUCAAGCUGCUAUACAGAGAAUGCAAUCAUCUAUUACUGAAAAAAUACCUUCUAAGAAGGGCCGUUCUCGGGGUGAAUCUAUGCAUGCAGUCCCACAAAAUGCUGCUGGGCUGGUGCUUGAAGCUGUUUAUUUAAAAGCCAAAUCUCUUCAAAAGCUUGGGCGAUUAACUGAUGCUGCUCAGGAAUGUAAAAGUGUUCUUGAUGCUGUUGAGAAGAUGUUCGCUCGAGGAAUAUCUGAUGUAUCAGUUGAUAAUAAGUUACAAGAGACAGUUAGCCAUGCUGUUGAGCUCCUGCCGGAACUUUGGAAGCUAGCUAAUUGUUAUCCGGAAGCAAUGUCUGCAUAUCGCCGUGCUCUUCUUAGUAGAUGGAAUCUUGACAAUGAAUGUUGUUCAAGAAUUCAGAAAAACUUUGCUGUCUUCUUGCUAUAUAGUGGAGUGGAGGUUGGUCCACCAAGUUUAGCUGUUCAAAUUGACGGUUCAUAUGUGCCUCGAAACAAUAUGGAAGAGGCCAUUUUACUUCUGAUGGUACUCUUGAGAAAGUGUUGCCUUGGUCAUGCUCCAUGGGAUCCAUCAGUUAUCGAGCACCUUACCUAUGCUCUAUCUGUAUGCAGCCAAACGUCUGUAUUAGCAAAGGAAAUAGAGGAGAUCUUGCCUGGAUUGUUACAUCGAACUGAUCGAUGGAAAUUAUUGUCCCUUUGCUUUAGUGCUUCUGGACAGAUUGAAAAUGCCUUAAAUCUACUCAGAAAGACUCUCCGCAAACACGAAAAUGCAGAUGAUACUGUGUCAUUGUUGUUGGCUGCAAAAAUGUGCAGUAGUAAUACCUUUCUUGCUGCUGAGGGACUGGGAUACGCCCUGAGGGCCACUGAUAAUGCUCAAGGGGUACACAAACAUUUAGAGGGUGCUGGUUUGCGUGUGCAAGGUCUUUGUUUAGGAAAACUAGCCAAAGUUUCUUCUUCAGAUUCUGAGAGGUCACAUCUUCAGUCUGAAGCAUUAAAGUCAUUGGAUAGGGCAUUUUCUUUAGAGCCUAAUAACUCAGAUCUUAUUUUUGAGUUGGGUGUUCAAUAUGCAGAGCGUCGGAAUUUAAGUGCCGCAUUGCGUUAUGCCAAGCAGUAUAUUGACAUAACUGGAGGAUCUGUACUCAGAGGUUGGAGAUUACUUGCUUUGGUUUUGUCAGCUCAAAAACGCUACCCGGAGGCCCUAGUUGUCAUUGAUACGGCUUUGGAUGAGACUGCAAAGUGGGAACAAGGAUCUCUCCUGCGGAUGAAGGCAAAGCUUAAAAUAUCACAGUCUUUACAUGUAGAUGCCAUUGAAACUUAUCGUUACCUCCUCGCUUUAGUUAAAGUUCAAAGAAAAUCUUAUGGCACUAAUCGAAUUCCAUUCCAGGCUGAAGAUGACAGAGUUAAUGAAUAUGAAGUUUGGCAUGGUCUUGCUAAUUUAUACUCCAGCCUUUCACAUUGGGGAGAUGCAGAGAUCUGCUUGGAUAAAGCUAGAGCACUUGUAAAAUAUUCGGCGGAGACGUUGCACACAGAAGGUCUUAUGUUCCAAAGGCGUGGACAAAUUAAGGAAGCUUUAGCUGCUUAUGUGAAUGCUCUUCUGCUGGAACCAAGUUACGUACCUUGCAAGAUUUUGAUCAGCUCUGUGUUGGCAAAAAUGGGUCCAAAGAUGCUACCACAUGUUAAAACAUUACUGACAGAUGCAUUGAAGACUGAACCUACAAACCGUAUGGCCUGGUAUCAGUUGGCACUAAUUCACAAGGAUGAUGGACGACUGGCUGAUGCUGCGGAUUGCUUCCAGGCGGCUGCGAUGCUGGAAGAAUCUGAUCCCAUUGAAAGCUUUAGCUCCAUUCUUUGAUUAAUACUGCAAGUCAUGGACACAAUCAUUAUUCUUUUAUUCUUUAUCUGUGUUUAGGCUUUUGGUGAAUUUAAGGGUUUAGGAUUCAGGUUAUCGAGAAGCAUUGGGGUUCUCGUCAUUUUAAUCUGGAAAUUCAUCGUUGCAUUUGAUUUUUUUAUUGAAGUUCAUUCAGAUCACACCAUCAAAUUCAAAGAGAAUUUUAUGGAAUUUA
Molecule: messenger RNA, 2645 nt
Organism: Daucus carota subsp. sativus
Lineage: Eukaryota; Viridiplantae; Streptophyta; Magnoliopsida; Apiales; Apiaceae
Product: protein NPG1
Exons: 6
Coding region: 329-2434 (701 amino acids)
Molecular function (GO): protein binding
Source: RefSeq, a predicted model, not a curated record